Messenger RNA from Aethalodelphis obliquidens (Pacific white-sided dolphin), 2400 nucleotides. RefSeq names its product heparin binding EGF like growth factor (gene HBEGF). Gene Ontology annotation, molecular function: epidermal growth factor receptor binding; growth factor activity; heparin binding. Lineage: Eukaryota; Metazoa; Chordata; Mammalia; Artiodactyla; Delphinidae. The transcript has 6 exons. Gene Ontology annotation, cellular component: plasma membrane. Bases 312 to 938 code for a protein of 208 amino acids. The record is from RefSeq and is a predicted model, not a curated record. Gene Ontology annotation, biological process: epidermal growth factor receptor signaling pathway; positive regulation of cell population proliferation.
CUCCUGGAGCCUUAUUCCCGGCCGCAAGCUCGGGAGCGCUCAGUCUACCGCGGGAGCUGCGCGCGGAAGGCACCUGGCUAUACUUACUGAGGCUCAAGGGCUCGGGCGGACGGACAGACAGAGUGAAUACAGAGACGCCCGGCGGCCGCGAGCUCCGCUGAGAUCCCAGCCAGGCUUGCACGCAGAGGCCGGCAGCAGAACGUGCCCGGCAGGAUCUCCUGUGCUCCUCCCACCCGGCUCCCGUGCCAGCGCCCGGUGGCCGCCGCCUCCAAAGUGGUUGCUGCCUCGCCGCCUCCGCCGAGUCCGGGACCAUGAAGCUGCUGCCGUCGGUGGUGCUGAAGCUCCUUUUGGCUGCAGUGCUUUCGGCGUUGGUGACCGGCGACAGCCUGGAGCGGCUUCGAAGAGGGCUGGCGGCUGGAACCAGCAAUCUGGACUCCCCUACUCAAUCUACGGACCAGCUGCUGCCCCCGGGAGGUGGCCGAGGCCGGGAAGUCCUGGACUUGGAAGAGACAGACCUGGACCUUUUCAGAGCUGCUUUCUCUUCCAAGCCACAAGCUCUGGCCACACCGAGCAAGGAGGAGCGUGGGAAAAGAAAGAAGAAAGGCAAGGGGUUAGGGAAGAAGAGAGACCCAUGUCUUCGGAAAUACAAGGACUUCUGCAUCCAUGGAGAAUGCAAAUAUGUGAAGGAGCUCCGGGCUCCAUCCUGCAUCUGCCACCUGGGUUACCAUGGAGAGAGGUGCCAUGGGCUGAGCCUCCCAGUGAAAAAUCGUUUAUAUACCUAUGAUCACACGACCAUCCUGGUUGUGGUGGUCGUGGUGCUGUCAUCCGUCUGUCUGCUGGUCAUCGUGGGGCUUCUCAUGUUUUGGUACCACAGGAGAGGAGGUUAUGACGUGGAAAAUGAAGAGAAAGUGAAAUUGGGCAUGACUACGUCCCACUGAGAGAAACCUGUGCUCAAGGAAUCAGCUGGGGACUGCUACCUCUGAGAAGAUACAAGUUGAUGACAGACUCUGCAGAGGGGAAGGACUUCACAACUAGCUAUGAAGAUUCCUUCAUCCCCAGUUGCCAUCUAAAUUGGGCCUCCCAUAACUGCUUUGCCAAAAUACCAGAGCCUUCAAGUGCCAAACAGAAUAUGUCCAGUGGGAUCUGGGUCAGAAGAAAGCAAAAGUGAGGGACCUUCGUGCCCUUCUGAUUCUCCUCCACCAAGCCCUACUUACCCCCAUAAGUUUGUUUAAACGCUUAUCUUCUGGAUUAAAAUGCCAGUUAAAUUCCAUAUGCUCCAGGAUCUUUGCCUGAAAAAAAAAGGAAGGAGAGGAAGAAAGAAAGAUUCGGGGACUGGAAGAAAGUAACAAAGAUUGAGAAGCCAUGUACUCAACAAGCCACCAAGGGAUCUGCCAUUUGGACCCUUCAGUGCUGGAUUUGAUGAGUUAACUGUGAAAUACCAUAAACCUGAGAACUCUGAAUUUUGGGACUUCUACCCAGAUGGAAAAAUAACAACUAUUUUUGUUUGUUUGUUUGUUUGUUUGUAAAAUGCCUCUUAAAUUAUAUAUUUAUUUUAUUCUAUGUAUGUUAAUUUAUUUAGUUUUUAACAAUCUAACAAUAAUAUUUCAAGUGCCUAGACUGUUACUUUGGCGAUUUCCUGGCCCUCCACCCUGCAUCCCCCACCAUCUGGCUCAGCAUUAGUCUCCUCUGCUACAAAUGUGAGAUGGCUCUGUGAUCCAUCUGUAGUAAUCUAUUGUCUGUCCACAUUUCGGAAGAUCUUCCAUGAUCUGAGUGCCACAGGGGGAGUUCUGUAUGGUCAGGCUGUAGGAAUUAACUUUGUCAGAUCCACUCUAUGAGUUGGACGGCAGUCUUACCUAGGCGAUUGUGUCUACCGUUUGUGUUUUGAAAGCCCAAGGUGCUGAUGUCAAGAUGUAACAGAUAUCGGUAUUCCCCUGUGUCCUCUCCCUACCCAGUCUCAGACGAAGUUGGGCUUCCAUGCCUGAAGCUUUCCUGGCACCUCACCCUGCAUGGGUCCAGGUCCACAGAGUGGGAACUCACUGUCCCUUGUGUCAAGACAUUUCUCUUAUCCUGCCAUUCUUCUGGUGCUACUCCAUGCAGGGGUCAAUGCAGCAGAGGAUAAUCAGCAAAAGGUAUUAGCAAAGAAAAAGGCUGAGGAGGAACAGGAAACAUUGGAGCUGACUGUUCUUAGUAAUUGAUAACCUACCAAUUGCUACAGAGAAGGUUGGAGGUGAGGAGGGCUUUUGUGUAAACCCACCCACCUCACCAAAACUACAAAGGUAUGCUGUCGUGGUCCCUUCUGGAAGUUUCUGGUGCCAUUACUGAACUGUUACAAACCUGAAUUUCCAAACCUGGUUUAUAUUUAUACUUUGCAAUUCAAAUAAAGAUAACCCUUACUCCAUA